CUCUACGUUUACAAGAGGUAAGACAAGAUGACUCCUACAUGAAGCAGACGUGGAACACGAAUGGGGUGUUUGUUUUUAUGAUUUCUGUCCUCUCUUAUGUUCCUAGCGGAGACUGAUUGUUUUAAAGAAUCGUAACCAUCAUUUCAAGAUGGCGACAUCAGGCAAUGGGACCUUUAUACCAAUGGUAUCAUCUUCACCACCUCCCAUGGAUGAUGUUGCAUUUGAUGAUGAUGAUGACGAAUUCAGCAAUUUCUCCAGUGCACCUGUAGGUCUAGACUCUCCUCCAGGCAAGUGGGUUAGUUCAACUAAGGGAUCGUUUGAGCCAAUCAAACCUGAUCUAUCUGACCCCUUCCAUCCUACAGAUGAUUCCCAUCCUUCUAACAAUCAGGAGGACUUUGGAACAUUUGCAGCAUUUGGGUCACCCAACCCUAGUCAAGAUAAGCAGAACACUAGUGACAAAUUUUUAACUAAUAAUAAUAUAAAAGCACACUCUAUAAAUGGCAAUGAAAGUAAUGAGGAAGAUGAGUUUGCAGAUUUUGCAUCUUUUGAGAAUCAUCCUAUCGGAGGAUCCAGUAAGAGCGACCAAUCAUUUUUGGACAAUGGCAAGUUAAGUGAAGUGUCAUCCUAUGUACUCAAUAAGAACAACUCUCAUGAAAAUUAUGAAUCACACAAUGCUCAUUUUCCUCAGAGCUUAGACAGAGAUGGCAAGGGCUUAAUAGAUAAAAGUCCUGAUGACCUCCACUCAGAUGACAGUACUUCCAUUGGUGGAAUAUCUCCUGGUGAAAUGCCACACACAGGGAUUAAAGCAGGAGGUGUGCUGUCAGAUUCUCAAUCAAGGAUUCCUUCACAGUCUUCUACAGAUUACCAAGAAGCAACUGGUGAACAUAAAGACAUUGUUGAAAAUGAUGAUGAGAGUGAGGUAACAAGAAGAAAAGGUGACUCUUUGACUGCUCAUUUAGAGAAACCAUCAACAGGAUCUCUGAGCUUCUUUAGAGACAGUGACAGACAAACCUUUGAUUCUGGAAUUGACAGCAUCAUGACACCCUCUGAUUCUAGUCCUGAAGGUAAGGAUGAUUGUUCUGGAAAUGUUAUAUGUGAAGAAGAUACAAGCAAUCAUUCACCAAAUAUUGGACCAAAUACUGCAAAUGAUGACGGAUGGGGUGAUUUUGAUAACUUUUCAUCUGCUGAUAGUCAUGCCAAGCAUUCAAUUAAUGCAGAAGCCCCAGAACUGUCAAACACUUAUAGUACAGGUAAAGAAAACACACAAGAAAGUGAUGACUUUGGAGAGUUUGGAUCAGUGGAAAGAACUCAGCAACCUCAAGCAAUUUCAGACAAUACAGGGAAAGGUGUGCUUUCAAAUUCAGAGGGCUGGCCCAAACCUGACUGUGGCAAUACUACAAUUAAUUUGUCAACACCUCAAAGUAAAACAACCGUGCAAUGUGAAGAUGAUGAUGAUGAUUUUGGAGACUUUGACAAUGCUGAAAAAGAAAAGUCUGACAAUGUAAUUUCAUUCAGAAAGCAAGAUGAUGAUUUUGAUGAUUUUGGAGAUUUUUCAUCAACCAAAAGUACUUGUGUAAAUGAAAUCAGCAAGCAAAUUCAAGGAAAAAAUGGUGAUGAUUGGGGGAGGUUUGGUGAUGAGAAAAUACCAAAUCAUUCAGUCGCAACAGCAGCAGCAGCAGGAGAUGAUGAUGAUGAUUUUGGAGACUUUGGAUCAAAUCCUGGUCCAUCGUCUAGUUCUGUUAUGGACCCCAGAAAUGAUGAAUUUGGAACGUUCAGCUCAAAUGAUGGAUCAACACUGGGUGAUUCAAGUGUUAAAAGCACAAAAAGUGAUGAUUUUGGAUUGUUUGGAAGUAGCAGGACUGUAUCAGGUUCAACUAUCCCUCCAGGAACAGGCAGUGUCUCUUCAAAGGUACCCAUUGGUGGAAGGGUGGAAAGGCUCUUCAAAUCCUGUUUCCCUGGGUCUCUUCAAGGAGCAUCAACCAAUCAACCAGUACACACCCUCCAGAAAAUUAUAACAGUUAAAGAACCAGUACCAGCUAAAACCAAGACAGGCAAAAGCUCUGCUACAAAUGGUAUGGUUUGGCUUUCACUCAGUGAUAUGGAGAAUACAAUGGCUCAGAAAUACCACUGGAAUGACUCCAAGAAUAGCGGAAAGCUUCUCUUGUCUCUUGGAAUUGAUUCAAGAAAUAUUCUACCCCCAGGGCGUGGUGGACGUCCUUUGUUUGCCCAGGAGCUUGGUAUGUUAACACCCAGUAAACCUGGUGAGGGCUCUGACAAGAUACCCCUCGGUGGCACUAGUGAUGUCAGCAGUGCAGCAGAAGAUGGCAUAUCAACCAACUCCUCUGUUACUGAGGAUACUGUACCCAAAGCAGAGUUUGACUGGAGCAACAGUGGUCUUAUUAACCCUUUAGAUGUGCAAAAAGUGGAUCCAGAACUCUUGGACCUCGCGGUGAGUCCAUCUGAACCUCCACUCCAACCAGCAUUGACUCCAUCUUCCUCAUCUACCAACCAACCAUCAUCUUCCUCUCAGAGAAAGUCUCCUAAUGCUCUUGACGAGAUCCUCAAACAUUCCUCAUCCUCCAUGGUCAAACAGAAACCAAAGCGAGAGGCAGGUCUCAGUUCUGAAGCCAAUUCUGUCUUAGAUUCACUCCCAGAUCUCUCCUACAUGCUAGCUAAGGUUCUCAUGUUCCCUGUCGCUUCUUCCAACUCUUCAUCUCCAUCCAAACCAGCAGCAAAGAAUGAUGCAGUCCAGGGCACUGGCUGGGCAGAGUCAAUCUCAUGACAUGAUGGUCAGUAAUGUUUGGUCAAUCUCAUGACAGGAUAGUCAAUAACAUGUGGUCAUUCUGAUGAAAGGAUAGUCAAUAACAUUUUAUCAAUCUCUUGACAGGAUAGUUACUAAUAAUUGGUCAAUCUCAUGACAGGAUAGUCAAUAAUACUUGGUUAAUCUUAUGGCAGGAUAGUCAAUAACAAUUGGUCAAUCUCAUGACAGGAUAGUCAAUAACAAUUGGUCAAUCUCAUGACAGAAUAGUCAAUAACAAUUGGUCAAUCUCAUGACAGGAUAGUCAAUAACAAUUGGUCAAUCUCAUGACAGGAUAGUCAAUAACAAUUGGUCAAUCUCAUGACAGAAUAGUCAAUAACAAUUGGUCAAUCUCAUGACAGGAUAGUCAAUAAUACUUUGUCAAUCUCUUGACAGGAUACAAUUGGUCAAUCUCUUGACAGGAUACAAUUGGUCAAUCUCUUGACAGGAUAAUCUGUAAUCUGAUUGGUCUAAAUCGGAUCACAUGAUAUUCAGCGAAUUGCACUAUGGCAUCCAAAAUGCACUAUCCUGCACUCUGACCUCAUACCAGAAGCACUAUCCUGCACUCUGACGUCAUACCAAAUGUACUAUCUUGCACUCUGACAUACCAAAUGCACUAUCCUGCACUAAGAGGUCAGAGUGCAGGAUAGUGUGAGGUCUGGAAUUAUCUAGAAUUGUCUAGAAUUUAGAUCAAAUAUAGCGUUUGGGGCAACUCAGUAACAUUGGGGAGGGGGAAGGUUGUAUAAAACCAACAAUGUAUACAUUCUUGUGCAUGGAGGACCUAAAUAACCAACUCUGUGUUCGAUUCGCCAAAUGGAUAUACCGCACUCGGUCCUGCGUACCUCGGUGCUGUAUAUCCAUUGGCUCUUCUCACAUAUCAUUCAUUACUUAGCCCUACAUGCACGCGCUUAUUUAUAUGCAUCAUUUGUAUAAUAUGAACCUGAUCCAUCUAUACUACAGAAAGUGAACUUUUAAAUUGGGUACCCAUGUAAUAAAGACACAUACCUCUUUGACUUCCGCACUCCUCCUGUUUUAUCCUCCAACAUGUCCCCUUCAAAAUAACAGUUAAGUGCCCCUGCCACCUCUUAUAAGAGCAAAAUGUUUUUGAAUAUCACUAUGAAUAUUUGCUCCCACCCAGUAUUAAAAAAAUAUGUGAAGUUUUCAAAUGAAAAAUGGGGAAAAUUCAUACUUUGUUCCACAACCUGUAGCCUGGCUCAGACAAAAAUAUUGAAUAUCUGCAAAGUGUUAAUGUGUAAAUGAACAUGCAAAGUAGUUAUUACCUCAAGUAAACACAUGUACCUUAGUUUAUUCCAUAGUAUGAAAUUCAAUUUUAAUCCAAAGUCUAAAAAAAUGAUGUCUAGUAUAGCUCUUAUAUUUUGAUCAUAUCAGCACAUAAUGCAUUAUAAUUGCAAUCAGCAUUAGAAUACAUGUAUGUCUCUGUGUAUGAGAAAUUACAAUUAUGGUUACUUUGCCAAUUUGGUAACUCCCGUGGUUACAGGGCUCAACAACUAAAUCAAAUUAAAGGUUUCCAUGGUAGUUACUCUAAUGGCAAAGCUACGUAAUCUUUAAUAAAUAUCCCCUUGUCUUGAUCGUCAAACGAGGCUAAUAUACCGACCAACAAAAUUUGCAUCCCUUUCCUUUGAUUAUAUUUAUUGUGGAAUUCAGUCAAAUAACAUUCAGAAUAAUCUGAAAUAGAGAGCCAAAGUAAAUUAUACGCAAAUCAUUUCUAUUGAUCAUGCUAUUGAGUAAACUAUUGAGGCAUAUACCUGUACUUCUAUUCAUUGUUUUGUUUAUACAUGAAAAAGGAGUUUGAGUGUACAUAAUUACAGAGAAUAUAUAUUGCUACCAGUGCUGAUAUUUCACUACAAGAAUUUGAUAAAUAAUGAUAAUAUUUCAUGUACAGUAUGUAUUAUUCCAUUGAAAACAUGUUUAUAUCUAUGUGAUAUGGAGUAGGUUGAGUCGAUAUUGAGUUUCAUGUAUUUGACUUCCAACCGUUACCGGUAAUAACCAUUAUUUACUACUUUGUAAUGUAACAGAUGUACUGUAUUGCCAUUCUAGUUGAUGAAAAUAAAAGGCACUAAAUUUUUUAUCUCGUUUCUUGUGAGGUAAUUGUUAGACUACUUCAGAAUCAAUGGAGUAUGAAAACAUGAAUGAUAAUUGUGCCAUUACUCUUUAUGUGCAUAUGAAUAUAUGUUCGAUCACGCUAUAAUGAAAUUAGUAUUGUUUCAUUUGCAGCUACAGUACAAUCUUUAUUCUAAUUUUAUCACAAGUAAAAUAUGUAUUUAUGUGUAUUUAUAUGUAUUUCUCAUAUUCCAUUCCAUGAUCCUUCUAAGGAGAUGAUUAUAUUUCACUUUUCAAGAUAUUGAAAGAUUUCAAUUAAGAAUAAAUAUCUAUAUCUAUCUUAAAUUAAAUGAUUUCUAUUUGCAAUCAGAUUUUAGAAGACAGCAUCAAUUAUAAUCGGGUUAAAUUGCUCUCUAUCAAAGAAAAUAUUAAUUUUCCUAUUAUGAAAUCCAGAAUCAUUUGCUGCACAGCCCCAACUAAAUUGAUAUUUGCAUGUAAUAUUUUAAUGAGCAAUUAUGAUUUGGUUUAUAAAAUGUAUUCUCUAUAUUAAUCCUUGUUUUGUAAGAGGUUACUUUUGUGUUAUUUAGAAAUAUAUGUGUAUUCAUCUUUAAAAUCUUAUAUGUAUUCUGAUAUUUCACUGUAAUAUUAUCUGUUCGCUCUGUUAGUAUGAAUUGGUAUACUAGUAUAUUUGUAUUAUAUACUUACAUCAUACUUUGCUCAAUACUAAUAAUAUACUAGUUCAAUGUUAGUUGACUUGCUGACUCUGUCUGGGACAGCACAUGAUAAUUACUUUCCAAAGAUAAGGCUACUCAACAUUCCCCAAUAAUUGUGAUUGUUUGCUGCCCUCUACUGAGAGAAUGCAGACAUUGUGUAAAUGUGUACAAGUCUUUGUUCUACUGCAUGUUUGUGUGUCAUGCUUGCUUUUUCCUUUCAAUUGAUAUUGAGCUCCUUUGUAGACAAAGAAAUAUUUCUUGUUACCUCAAAAAUAGUUUAGGCCCCAGGCAGUAACUUUCAUGGGUAUUGUUUGUUCUUUGCAGCAUCUAGAAUCACAGUUCAUUUAUAAUGUUGACUGAACUAGUCUACCUACUGCAGAUUGCAAGAUUCUUGGAACUGAGGUUAAAGUUUCAUGAUAAAUAUAUAAAUUAAUACCAUGCCAUGAUAGUUAUUGAUUACUGAUAGACUUUGUCACUUUCAGAAAGUAACAUAAAUUAUGCAGAUUUAGUUGUAACAUUCAUUGUUACAGUAGCCUAAAGGUGUUCUCCAACUUUCCCAAAGGCAAAGUUAUAUAGCAAAAUACAAUCUUCCUGUUUGUAAAGUUACAUGCACUUUCACCGUAUGAGCCUCUGAAUAUACUGGAAUUGAGCCAGUCCCUGUGCGUUGGGUCGCUAUAGAAGAAUUAUUAGAGUUUGUUUAAGGUAUGAUGACACAUCAUUAGCUGCUGUAAUGUAGUUUUAAAAGGAUUGGUUUGAGAGCAAUGAGUUGUAUUUCUCUGCUGUAAUUGAGCCUGUCAGGUCACAGGAUAUUGGAGCCACAGAUAGUGUGCUUCUCACUCUAGCACCUGUUGAUGGUCUUUGUUUAAGAGAAGUAAUCAAGUGAGUGGAUAGCAGUAAUCAAACUGACAUAACUGGUCAUCAUACUGUCCAUUUAAAUUGACCAACUUGGGCAGUGACCAGACUCUUGCCAAGUUCAUGGUCAUGUCAUUCAUUCUCUCCUACCUUAAUAAGUAGUGAUUAUCUUUUCUAUUCAUUCUUUGCUUUUUACAAUUAUUCUUUGAAAGGACUCUACCUUUUAAUUAUUAGGGUAAUAUACUAUCAUGGGGGUAAUUCCUAUAUCAAAAUAUGUGAGUAACUGUUUUGCAAAUUGGGGAAAAAUACCAGGAUCUGUAGCUAAUUCAUCUUGCAAUAUCCUUCUGAAAAAAAAAUGGGACUGAUUUAAGGGGGGCGGGGGGUCAUUAAUAACAAUAUUAAAAGUAGACAAACUAGCCAUUAUCCAAUCAUAUGUGAAAAUUUAUGUAGCUAUUAAUAGUUACUGUGAAUUUUGUGAGUACAUUUUUUAUGGGACAACCAAGGCUGGCAAUGUUUCAUCUAAACUUAGCUGGUUUUCAUUGAUUAAAUCACGUUGGAAAUAUGAAAAUUAACAAAUCAAUAUUUGAUACGGCAAAAUGGGUAAUAUAUUUUACUGCAUAUUGAGGGAGUCAACCAGCAGACCUUGAAGUGUUGAAAAAGAAAUAUUUUAAUUAGAUGACUGAUGUUUUACCUUUAAGUAGUUGAGUAAGACUAAGAUGAGUGUGACUCACAGUAAAGCAAAUGUCAUGUAUAAUUGAAAGGAAGAGGAAAAGUGGCUGUAGAAUGUCUCUACUAACUAAUGAAUUUAGUUUUUAUCAUGGUUAUCUGUAAGCUUAUCUCAUUGAAAAUGAAAUUGAAAACAAAAGUAGGCCAACAGAAGAACAAAGAAUCAUAGAUACAACUAUUAUGAUAUAAGCUUUCAUUUUAAAUAUAUUUUUUGUUUUUUUGCAAUAAAAAAUCUGCAGUAUUUUGUUUUAGAUGCAUGAACAGAUCCUGGUAAAUUUGAAGUUAAUAUCAUUUUGUGACCCCACCCCAACCCCGUGAAGAAAAACAAUUCCACAAACUCAAAUAAGUCAGUUGAAUGUUUAUAAUGACACUGGCAUUGCCACUUAUGAUCAGAUUAUAAAGAUAUUUUGUUCUUUGUUUGAUGAAAAUCAUGAUAUCAUUCAGGAUAGAGAGUCAUGUUAAAUUAGAUAACACAGUGUAGUUGAUUUAGAUAGUGUAAAAGUGCAGUUGUAGGCUUCCAUAAGUCUUUUAUCAUACAAUCAUGAUUCAGUGUACUAUACUUGACAAAUCAAUCAUAUCUCUUACUUCUACUCAACUUGGUCCUUAUAACUGAAUAACUAAAUAGCCCACUCCCCUAUUCUAAACUCAUAGUCUUAGUUUUCUAGUUGUCCCUAGUUACAAAUCAAGAUAUACAUGUUUCUUUCUGUUUCUUUUAUCAAUGGAGCCGGCUGGGUGAGAGAAAACAAUUCUUUUUUUUCUUAUGAAUGGUAAAAAAAUGAGACAGCCUUGACAAAGGCAUCAGCCUUCAUGGUAGAAGAGAGAAGCUAUUGUAUCAAAGUUUAAUAACAAGGUGUUGUAACAAUAGAAAACACAAACAGAUGUAAUAUGUUCAUGCCCAUCACAGAUAUAUAAAUAUACACAGGUAUAAACAUGUUUAUGUCAGAAUAGUAUUGGUGUAUCAUCCAAUUGUGUGUUAGGAGACUUCAGUAGUGGUUGUUCUUUUAUUUGUUUUCCAUAACUGCUUUACAAACAGGAGUCAUAAGAUACUGCCUUGCUGUUUUUAAACAUAGUCAACAAUGCAGUAGCUAAACAACAAUAUGUUGAAAUUUUCAAUUCUAUUUGAAGUAUUUUCUGAGAUCAAUUUACUCUUUUGCUUAUUUUCUUCACCAUUCAUAUUGUGAGCAUAAACCAAGGGGCUACUAUUUUCUAAAUGUACUUAUAAUGGGGAUCUCAUUUUACGUCAAGAACUCUUUAACUGUACUUUAGCAAAAUCUAUAUGGUCACUGGAUAUGAUACACUAGUACGUGAAUGUGACUUAACUGUACUCUUGCUGUCAUAAUAUAUUUUUUAUAUGAUGUCAUUAUAUACUAAUCCAAUAAAAUUUCAUUGGAAAAGCUUGAUUUCAUGCAUAUAGAAAAAAAGUAUAUUGCCAUGGAUAUGGAAUGUUUAUGAUCUUCAUCUUUUUGUUUUAAUUCGAUGCUUUUUCUUGUUUCAUUUUAUGUUUACAUUUUCCCCUUUCCUUUAAUAGUGUGAAUUGCUCAAUAAUUCAGUGUAAAUAUUAAAUCAAACCUUAAUUAAAACUGAACAGUAAUAUUAAAAAUUUUC
Molecule: messenger RNA, 8754 nt
Organism: Lytechinus pictus (painted urchin)
Lineage: Eukaryota; Metazoa; Echinodermata; Echinoidea; Temnopleuroida; Toxopneustidae
Product: aftiphilin-like
Exons: 7
Coding region: 149-2782 (877 amino acids)
Biological process (GO): intracellular transport
Cellular component (GO): AP-1 adaptor complex; trans-Golgi network membrane
Molecular function (GO): clathrin binding
Source: RefSeq, a predicted model, not a curated record